Molecule: messenger RNA, 3689 nt
Organism: Oncorhynchus mykiss (rainbow trout)
Lineage: Eukaryota; Metazoa; Chordata; Actinopteri; Salmoniformes; Salmonidae
Gene: zswim5
Product: zinc finger, SWIM-type containing 5
Cellular component (GO): Cul2-RING ubiquitin ligase complex
Source: RefSeq, a predicted model, not a curated record
CCUCCUCUCCGGUUGUGCAGUGUCUCAUUUGUGCAAUUCUGAAGCUGGUCGUCUGUUCUCAGUGUUUAUCUGGACGUCAUGGCGGAGGGACGUGGAGAGCUACCGCCUCAGCCGCCACUUCAUCUAUCUUUACCCCCGGCCAGCAAGCGACCGUGCUUGCGCCCGGCUCCUCGAGGGCCUGGUCCGGGGCCUGGUCCGGGUUUUCCGAACUCUCGGUUUCGCUGCCCGGAAUCUCUGUUGGACUGUGCCGCGAAGGCUGUAGCGGAGAAAUGGGCCUUUGAGAGGGUGGAGGAGCGCUUCGAGCGGAUCCCAGAGCCCGUACAGCGCCGUAUAGUCUACUGGUCCUUUCCGAGGAACGAAAGGGAAAUAUGUAUGUAUUCGUCGUUUCAGUGCCGCGUCGCAGGCGAAGAGGGUCCGGCGGUGGGCACAGUGGCUCCCGCUGGAUCCGGGUCUGUCCCUGGAGGGGUUACCAAUACGACGGCCGCCGCCGGGGCAGCUGGCACCGGAGAUGGACUGCCUUUCCGCCGAGGCAUACGACUUUUGGAGACUGGUUGUGUGGAAAAUGUCUUACAAGUCGGUUUCCACCUCAGUGGCACGGUCAUGGAGCCCGCCUCCCAGUCGGAGCCUGAGGUCACCCACAAGGUGGCCAUCAGCUUCGACCGCUGCAAGAUCACCUCGGUCACCUGUGGCUGCGGCAACCGCGACAUCUUCUACUGCGCCCAUGUGGUGGCCCUGUCCCUGUACCGCAUCAGGAAGCCAGAGCAGGUCAAGCUGCGGCUGCCCAUCUCAGAGACCCUGUUCCAGAUGAACAGAGACCAGCUACAGAAGCUGGUGCAGUACCUCAUCACAGCCCACCACACAGAGGUGCUGCCCACCGCCCAGAAACUGGCCGACGAGAUCCUCUCAUCCAACUCUGAGAUCAACCAGGUCCACGGGGCCCCGGACCCCACGGCAGGGGCCAGCAUCGAUGACGACAACUGCUGGCACCUGGACGAGGAGCAGGUCAGGGAGCAGGUCAAACUGUUCCUGUCCCAGGGAGGGUACUACGGCUCCGGGAAGCAGCUCAACUCCAUGUUCGCCAAGGUGCGGGAGAUGCUGCGGAUGCGUGACUCUAACGGUGCCAGGAUGUUGACCCUAAUCACUGAACAAUUCAUGGCCGACCCUCGCCUCGCUCUGUGGCGGCAGCAGGGGACAGGCAUGACGGACAAGUGCCGGCAGCUAUGGGACGAAUUGGGUGCCCUGUGGGUGUGCAUCGUGCUGAACCCGCACUGUAAGAGCGAGGAGAAGAGCGGCUGGCUGAAGCAGCUGAAGAAGUGGGGCGACAUGGACAUCUGUCCCCUGGAGGACGGCAACUACGGCAGUGAGUUGCCCAACAUUACCAACGCUCUACCACAGAGCAACCUCGCCCAGGACUCCCUGGCCCGGCCCAGACGGACCGUGUUCACGCGGGCCAUGGAGGCCUGUGAUCUCCACUGGCAGGACAGCCACCUGCAGAGGAUCAUCAGCUGUGACUACUACAUGUCCCCAGCCUACCAGAGAGAGGGAGAGAGUCUGCUCUUCAACCCCCAGGGCCUGCCUCUAUGGCUAGAUCACGUCCCCACGGCAUGCGCGCGGGUCGAUGCCCUGCGUUCCCAUGGUUACCCCCGCGAGGCACUGCGGUUGGGCGUGGCCAUCAUCAACACCCUCCGGCUGCAGCAGCACCGCCAGCUGGACAUCUACAAGCACCAAAAGAAAGGUAGCGCCCCCUGUCUGCCUGGAGACAGUUCACUGUUCUCAUUAGAGCUGCUCCAGAAGGGGAUGACCAGCACUACUAACCUCGAGGGCUGGGUGGGACACCCCCUGGAUCCCAUCGGCUGUCUGUUCACCACCCUCACUGAGACCUGCCGGGUAGAGGACGACAACGCAAUGGACACUGGAGACUCUGGAGAGCCCAAGCCGCCUGUGUACCAUCAUGUGCCCGUGUGGGGUUGCCCGGAUGGCGGGGAGUCCUACCUGGCACUGGCCCUGGAGGUGGCGCUGAUGGGCAUGGGGCAGCAGCGUGUGAUGCCUGAAGGUCUCUAUGCCCAGGACAAGGUGUGUCGGAACGAGGAGCAGAUCGUGGCCAAGCUGCAGGAGAUGGAGCUGGAUGAUCUGCUGGUCCAGACGCUGAGAAAACAGGCUAUCCUCCUACUGGAAGGGGGUCCGUUCAGUGGCCUGGGUGAAGUCAUCCACAGGGAAAGCGUUCCCAUGCACACCUUUGCCAAGUACCUGUUCUCAGCCCUGCUUCCCCAUGACACAGACCUGGCCUACAAACUAGCACUGCGGGCCAUGAGGCUCCCUGUGUUAGAGUCGACUGGUCCCUCGGGAGACUUGGGUCACCCCCACCAUGGCAUCAGCAUGGUGCCCAGCCGCUACCCGCGCUGGUUCACCCUAGGCCACCUGGAGUCUCAGCAGUGUGAGCUGGCCUCCACCAUGCUCACCGCAGCCAAAGGAGAUAUGUUGAGAUUGCGGACGGUGCUGGAGGCCAUCCAGAAGAACAUCCACUCCUCCUCCCUCAUCUUCAAACUGGCCCAGGAUGCUUUCAAGAUCGCCACUCCGGCUGACAACCCCCCAGACAUCACCCUGCUCAAUGUAGCUCUGGAGCUGGGCCUGCAGGUAAUGAGGAUGACUCUGUCUACUCUGAACUGGAGACGCAGGGAGAUGGUGCGCUGGCUGGUCACCUGUGCCACAGAGGUGGGUCUACGAGCGCUGGUGAGCAUCCUCCAGAGCUGGUACACCCUGUUCACCCCCACCGAGGCCACCAGCAUCGUCGCAGCCACCGUCAUGUCCCACAACACCAUCCUGCGCCUCAGCCUGGACUAUCCCCAGAGAGAGGAGUUGGCUAGCUGCGCCCGGACGCUGGCCCUGCAGUGUGCCAUGAAGGACCCCCAGAACUGCGCCCUCUCGGCCCUCACGCUCUGCGAGAAGGACCACAUCGCCUUCGAGACGGCCUACCAGAUCGUCAUCGACGCCGCCUCCACAGGCAUGACGUACUCUCAGCUGUUCACCAUCGCCCGCUACAUGGAGCACCGCGGCUACCCACUCCGAGCCUUCAAGCUGGCCUCGCUGGCCAUGACCCACCUCAACCUGGCUUACAACCAGGACACCCACCCGGCCAUCAACGACGUGCUCUGGGCCUGCGCCCUGUCCCACUCGCUGGGCAAGAACGAGCUGGCCGCCAUCAUCCCCCUGGUGGUGAAGAGCGUGCACUGCGCCACCGUGCUCUCGGACAUCCUGCGUCGCUGCACCAUGACGGCCCCGGGCCUGGCCGGUAUCCCCGGGCGACGGAACUCUGGGAAGCUCAUGUCCACGGACAAGGCUCCGCUCCGGCAGCUGCUGGACGCCACUAUCAGCGCCUACAUCAACACAACCCACUCCCGGCUCACUCACAUCAGCCCCAGACACUACGGAGAAUUCAUAGAGUUCCUCAGUAAGGCCAGAGAGACCUUCCUACUGGCCCAGGACGGACACAUCCAGUUUGCCCAGUUUAUAGACAACCUCAAACAGAUCUACAAGGGCAAGAAGAAACUCAUGAUGUUGGUACGGGAACGCUUCGGCUGACCCCUGGGGUUCCCCCAACAGGACAGGCAAUAUGGGGAACACCUUUUUAUUUCCAAUUAAUCAUGUAUUUAAGUUUUCAUUUCCAUUUAUUUUGUCAUUUACGUGUCAAA